CUCUUGGAGAGAGGGAGAGACUUUGGACCCUUUUGCAGCAUAGCCAUAGAGAUAGAAAGGGGUUGCUUUUGCAGAGAUCUUUCUGGCUCUAUCCACCUAUCUAUCCUCACAGAAAAUAGAAGGAUAUAUAUAUAUAUAUAUUCUUUUUCUUGCAAUCAAUUGUUAUCUGUACGUGAACCAUUGUCAAUCAAUAUGGCGUCUCCAAUACCAGAUCAUAUUCCAUAAAAACAAGCACACAAGUGUGUUUAUAAAAUUAGAGAGAGAGUGAGAACAGAGUGGUAGAGAAAUUGUGGGUUUGAGUUUUACUUACAGAGACUUGAAAAAAUGGUUUUUGGAUGGCGAAGAGCAUUUUGUACAGCCAUUUCCCGAGAUGGAGAGUCGAAGCUACCCAAGGAGAAGAAGCAAGAACCUAGCAACAACACCAAUCCCACCCCCAAACUCGGUUCCAAAUUCGGUUUCUUCUCCAAUCCAUCCACGCCUCGAUUGCCCGUUCCAAGCCCUAGCCUCCGGUGCCGGACUGUGACAACAGCGACUGUUCCGACGCAAUCAGUUCCAGAGACCCCUAAGCUCCAAUGCAAGACCAAAAACAGCCCCAGGUUCUUCCAGCGCUCUACUCCAUCUUCUCCUCGAUCACCUUCGACUUUCUCUAUACUCAAAUCGAGCUUGCGUCUCUACAAAAGUAGAUGUGGAAUAUGUUUGCAGAGCGUGAAGACAGGUCAAGGGACCGCCAUUUUCACGGCGGAGUGCUCUCAUAGCUUUCACUUUCCCUGCAUCGUCACGCACAUCAAUAAGCAAGGCUGCCUUGUGUGUCCUGUGUGCGGCUCCAACUGGAAAGAGUUACCUGUAUUGACCACCACCACCAACAACAAUCAGAAACCACAAGUCGAAGAGAAGAAGCAAGAACCAGCAGAGCCAGUAGAUGUUAGAGCGAAGAACGAAAGAAAGCAAUACGCCAGGUCUGAUUUGAAGGUUUACAACGAUGAUGAGCCAUUGAUGUCUCCCAAAUCAGUGUCUCGGUUCAAUCCAAUUCCAGAAGCUGAAGAAAAUGAGGACGAAGACAAUGACAACGAAAACGAACACGGAGUCGAAGAGUUUCAAGGAUUUUGCGUCAACACGAAUGGUAGUCCAAUUCAACAGCCUACUUCGAGUUACAGAAAUGUGGAGGUGAUGUUGUUGCCGGAAGCGGCGGUUGUAUCGGUAGGACGGAGUUACGAGACGUACGCCAUAGUCUUGAAGCUUAAAGCUCCGGCGUUGCCGGCGAAGAAUGAUCGUCGUGUUCCGAUUGAUUUGGUGACGGUGCUUGAUGUUAGCGGGAACAUGACAGCUGAGAAAGUGCAGAUGAUGAAGCGCGCAAUGCGAUUGGUGGUAUCGUCUCUCUCCUCCUCCGAUCGGCUCUCCAUUGUAGCGUUCGCUGCGAGCUCGAAAAGGCUGUUGCCGCUGAGGAGAAUGACGACGAACGGCCGGCUAACGGCCCGUCGCAUCGUGGACGCCAUUGUUUUCAGCCAAGGCACGUCGAGUCCCAGCGACGCGCUGAAGAAGGCCGGGAAGGUUCUCGAAGAUCGCCGGGAGAGAAAUCCAGUCGCAAGCAUCAUGCUCUUAUCGGACGGUCACGAUGGCCAGUCCUCCGCUACCAACUCUGCCAAUCUGAAAUCCCAACCAUCCGUUGUGUCCUCAACUCGCUUUGCUCACGUUGAGAUUCCUGUACACUCGGUCGGAUUCGGCCAAGGCGGCGCGUAUAGUCACGCUCCUUCCGACGACGCCUUCGCGAAAUGCGUGGGCGGUUUGUUAAGCGUCGUGGCUCAAGAUCUCCGGCUUCAGCUAGGGUUCGCGUCCGGUUCAGCUCCGGCGGAGAUCAGGGCGGUCUACUCUUGCUCGGGCCGGCCCACCUCUCUCGGAUCCGGUUCAAUCCGGCUCGGGGAUCUAUACGCUGAGGAAGAGAGAGAGGUUUUGAUUGAAUUGAAGGUUCCAUCAUCUGCUAUAGGGGCCCACCACGUCCUGUCCGUCCGAUGCUGCUACAAAGACCCAUCAACUCAAGAGCUUAUCUAUGGGAAAGAGCAAGCCCUGUUGGUACCAAGGCCCCACGCCGUCCGAUCAUCAACUCCCAGCAUCGAACGACUGAGAAGCCUCUUCUUCACAACGCGUGCCGUAGCUGAAUCCCACCGCUUGAUUCAACGCAACGACGUCACAGGGGCGCACAACAUGCUCUCCUCAGCUCGAGCUCUAUUGAUGCAGUCUAAGUCGGCUUCGGCUGAUGAGUUUAUCCGUGGCUUGGAAGCCGAGUUGUCUGAGGUCCAGUUGCGGCGACAGAAGCAGACUGAGGAGAUCCAACGGCGGAGGAGGACGACGACGAGGACAAAUACGACGGAGCGGGAGGUCGUCCCUGCUGCUGUGGCUGCAUUGGUAGAUGAGAAGGGUGAGCCGCUUACGCCGACAUCGGCUUGGAGAGCUGCGGAGAGGUUGGCUAAAGUGGCUAUAAUGAGGAAGUCGUUGAAUAGAGUGAGCGACUUGCACGGCUUCGAAAAUGCGAGAUUCCGACAGGUCGGCCCUUUCUGCAGAGAAGACAGAGAGAGAGGCCUUGGUCUUAGCCCAUGUAUGUUGGUGGAGGUGACCAAGAUGGAUGAUGGUGAUGAUGCUCUGAUCUUUAAGGUGAAUGUUGAAUUGGGUUUAGUGGCACACUACAAGAAAAUACACAUUUGGCGACUAAAUUUUUAGUCGCCA
Camellia sinensis is the source of this 2718-nucleotide messenger RNA. RefSeq names its product E3 ubiquitin-protein ligase WAV3. The record is from RefSeq and is a predicted model, not a curated record. Lineage: Eukaryota; Viridiplantae; Streptophyta; Magnoliopsida; Ericales; Theaceae.